UGUUCUGUCUUCUCCCACGCACAGUGAGGGGAGGGAAAGGGCCAAGGAGCUGCGCUGGUUAAGCCGCAAACUGGUGUCCGGAUGAGCUUGACACUUUCAAGGCCGAGUGACGGAUUUCACUCAGCUUGCUUGUACGUGAAAUGGAUAGCUUGUCUCAGGGUGAUUUGGCUGGCACGUCAUCCAUGGGUGUCCUCCCGAAGCGGGUGAAGAUCGUGGAAGUCGGUCCCCGCGAUGGUCUGCAGAAUGAAAAGAACAUUGUUCCUACCCCCGUGAAAAUCAAACUGAUAGACAUGCUUUCCGAAGCAGGGCUCCCCGUUAUCGAAGCCACCAGCUUUGUCUCUCCAAAGUGGGUUCCCCAGAUGGCUGACCACUCUGAAGUCUUGAAGGGCAUUCAGAAGUUUCCUGGUGUCAACUAUCCAGUCCUGACUCCAAAUGUGAAAGGCUUCGAGGAAGCGGUAGCUGCAGGUGCCAAGGAAGUCAGCAUCUUUGGGGCAGCCUCUGAGCUCUUUACUCGGAAGAAUGUGAACUGCUCCAUCGAUGAGAGUUUCCAGCGCUUUGAUGGAGUCAUGAAGGCCGCACAGGCUGCCAGCAUCCCUGUGAGAGGGUAUGUCUCCUGUGCCCUCGGAUGCCCCUACGAGGGGAAGGUCUCCCCGGCUAAAGUAGCUGAGGUUGCCAAGAAGCUGUACUCGAUGGGCUGCUAUGAGAUCUCCCUUGGGGACACCAUUGGUGUGGGCACCCCGGGACUCAUGAAAGACAUGCUGACUGCUGUCCUGCGGGAGGUGCCUGUGGCCGCACUGGCUGUCCACUGCCAUGAUACCUAUGGUCAAGCCCUGGCCAACACCUUGGUGGCCCUGCAGAUGGGAGUGAGUGUUGUGGACUCCUCUGUGGCUGGACUUGGAGGCUGUCCCUAUGCACAGGGGGCCUCAGGGAAUUUGGCUACGGAGGACCUGGUCUACAUGCUGACUGGCUUAGGGAUUCACACGGGUGUGAACCUCCAGAAACUUCUCGAAGCUGGGGAUUUCAUCUGUCAAGCCCUGAGCAGAAAAACCAGCUCCAAAGUGGCGCAGGCCACCUGCAAACUCUGAGCCCUUGUUCACCUGAGGCCUGGGACCGGGGGAGGUGGGCAUGCUCAGAUGAUUCCUUGGUGGGGGAAUGGAAUGCGGACAAAUGAGCAGGUAUCACAAAGGUUCUAGACAGAAAGGGCAGGAGCUGCCAGGCCUUGGGGCAACUGAGUGGUCUUGGAGCCUGGACGUCCCCCUUCCCUGUGGGCCAGCUCCCCAGAGCCGAGUGCAUGAGCACUGGUUUGGGAUGGCCCUGGGUCUCCUGGGUGAAUCUGCUAACUAACAGAGCUGCUGUCCACCCUGCCAUGACUGUGGGUCCUGUGCGUCUCUUCGGAAAACAGAGCAGUUUCCCCCUAAAGCAGCAGAGCUGAAAUGGUGGGGGCUGAUCUGCUGUGCUGGCCAUCUGCUAACCCCAGCAUCUCUGGGAAAUCUUCACUCUGUACAUGAUUUUUGAAAACAGAUUAUGUAAUUAAAGGUUUAAUUUUCUAAUA
Messenger RNA from Chionomys nivalis (European snow vole), 1552 nucleotides. It is a transcript of the gene Hmgcl, whose product is annotated as 3-hydroxy-3-methylglutaryl-CoA lyase. Gene Ontology annotation, biological process: L-leucine catabolic process; ketone body biosynthetic process. The record is from RefSeq and is a predicted model, not a curated record. NCBI's taxonomy places the organism in Eukaryota, Metazoa, Chordata, Mammalia, Rodentia, Cricetidae. The transcript has 9 exons. Gene Ontology annotation, molecular function: hydroxymethylglutaryl-CoA lyase activity. The coding region runs from base 141 to 1085 and encodes 314 amino acids.